Molecule: messenger RNA, 1994 nt
Organism: Pyrus x bretschneideri (Chinese white pear)
Lineage: Eukaryota; Viridiplantae; Streptophyta; Magnoliopsida; Rosales; Rosaceae
Product: protein TIC 55, chloroplastic
Biological process (GO): protein targeting to chloroplast
Cellular component (GO): chloroplast
Molecular function (GO): 2 iron, 2 sulfur cluster binding; chlorophyllide a oxygenase activity
Source: RefSeq, a predicted model, not a curated record
UCCAGCCCAAUUUCACUCUCUCUCUCUCUCUCUCUCUCUAGAAUCACAUAUUUACAUGGCUUUAUUUCCUCCUUAGCUUUCCCUCUUCCUUUUCUUUCCAUGACAUCAUCUUCCUCCUCCUUUGCUUCCUCCCCAAUUCAAUCAAACAUGGCUUUAUUCCACCCCUUUUUCUCCCAUUCCACCUCCCUUCAGCUCCACCAAACCCCCAAGCAAUCACAGCCGCUCAAACUCCUCUUAUCUCUCUCCCCACCAAUCCAUCUCAGACCCUUCAUUCCUUCCAGAAAGAUUAGCCUGAGCAGCAUCAAGUGUGGUGCAGUUGCAGACACCAAACCUCCUCCCCUGCCACUUGACGGAGAUCAAGCGGCGGCAGCGGAGGAGGACCACAAGGUCCUGGUGGGUCCAACCAGCGAGGCGGAGAGGAGGGGAGAGAGGGUCGUGGCGGAUUACGAUUGGACGGAGGAAUGGUACCCUUUGUACCUCACCCAGGACAUUCCAGACGAUGCUCCUCUGGGUCUCACGGUGUUUGAUAGGCAGCUCGUCCUGUACAGGGACGGCAAUGGAGAGCUCCAGUGCUACCAGGAUCGCUGCCCCCACAGGUUGGCGAAACUAUCGGAAGGGCAGCUGAUUGAUGGAAGGUUGGAAUGUUUGUAUCAUGGUUGGCAAUUCGAAGGCCAAGGAAAAUGCGUAAAGAUUCCUCAGCUUCCGGCUGAUGCCAAAAUUCCGAAAUCAGCUUGUGUGAAAACAUACGAGGUGAAGGACUCACAGGGGGUUGUGUGGGUUUGGAUGUCUCACAAGACACCACCAAACCCGGCCAAGAUUCCGUGGUUUGAGAACUUCGCCCGGCCAGGGUUUCAAGACACGUCGACGACUCAUGAGCUCCCUUACGAUCACUCCAUACUUUUGGAGAAUCUCAUGGAUCCUGCCCAUGUUCCAAUCUCACACGACAGGACGGAUUGGAGUGCGAAAAGGGAAGAUGCUCAACCACUGUUCUUUGAGGUCACUGAACGAACUGAUCGAGGAUUCGCAGGCUGGUGGGGCAAGACAACUGAUCCGUCGGUGAAGAGCUUCUUGAGGUUUGAGGCAUCAUGUUCUCUCCAAAACAACCGAGAGAUUGUUGAUGAAAAAACUGGGGAAAAACACUACUUUUCGGGUCUGUUUCUCUGUAGACCAACUGGACAAGGGAAGUCUAUGCUCAUUGUGAGGUUUGGUGGAACGAAAAGGUCCCCAAUCGCGAAAUUGUUUCCAAAAUGGUACUUUCAUCAGAAUGCCGGCAAGGUUUUCGAGCAAGAUAUGGGAUUUCUGUCGUCGCAGAACGAGAUACUCAUGAAAGAAAAAGUACCAACCAAAGAGCUGUACCUGAACCUGAAAUCUUCAGACACUUGGGUUGCUGAGUACAGGAAAUGGAUGGACAAAGUAGGGCAUGGAAUGCCUUACCAUUUCGGACACAGCACAAUCUCGUUGCCCAAAGAGCCUGCUGUGGUGGAACACGCACCUGCCGGACUUGUGGCCGGUGUUUCUGCAUCUCUGCCGGCAAAGGGGGGCAUUGGAUCGAUGCACGCUCCAAACUUGGCCAACCGGUAUUUCCGGCAUGUGGUUCACUGCAAAAUAUGCAGAGAUGUUGUCAAAGCUUUCCAAGCAUGGCAAAAGGCACUCACUGCUGUUGCCGUUGCAUUCGCUGCAUUGGCAAUUCUCGUCUCCGGAAGGCAGUGGAAGGCCAUCCUAUUAGUCUCGGCAGCGAUCACCUCAGCUGGGGCUUAUGCGUGCUCGUACGCUGUGGCAUUGAACACAACAAACUUCAUAAGGACGCAUAGGAGAUUGUGAGCCGUCGAUUCCGUGCCAGGAAGACGGUUUGAAAUUAUAAAUCUUUACUUUUUAUAAGUGGAUUCUCGUUGGUAAGCUUAAGAUCCGCAUUUGUUGUAGCUUUUUCAAAAAAUUAUUAUGGCGAGUGGCCUAACUCACAUCUACGUUAUCAGAUAGUUUUGUUAUCCUGUGUA